AGAAUAGAAAUGAACAUCCAAGCUGUGCAACAUAUGAGAGUUACUCACUUAUCAAGAAGCACUUAGUAUAUGAGAGCAUAAACAACAUGAAUCUAACAAGUAUAAUGCACACAACUGUAGCUAGUAGAACCCUAUCAUAACUCAGAAAUGUUUUUGCAGGCUAGCAGUCAGUAGCAGUCAGUCUUGAAAAACCGAACAGAGACAGAGUGGAUAUGCAUGGCCUUUUUGACAGCCACCCCCAAAUUUGGAUGCAAUAUUAUCAUUUUUUUUAAAUGAAAACCAGAAAUACUGUUUUUCAUUUGUUCCCAGAAAUACUGGUUUUCCUGUUUGACAGCAAACCAGGAAUGCUUUGUAGCAUACCACCAAAAACAAAGUGGAUCUAAUUCAUGCCCAAAAACCUUUUUGCUGAUAAUUUCUUCAAAAAGUUAGCAUGUUAUUUGACUUUUUUCCCUAUUUAUGGUAUAUGUUUGUAUUUCGGUACUUUUACCAUGAUGCGACAUAUAUACCAUUAGGUAGAGGCCUAUAAUCAUAAUACUUUGGGGUCUUUUGGGGAUUGUUGUUAUUAAGAAAAGUAAUUUUCCAUUGCUUUUUUCUUAGCGGGGUAGUUAAAGGGUUUAAAAAUUGGUUUAUUUCUUCCACCAAGAGGUGUAAUUUGUUCUCAGGUCUCUUGAAAACAAGAUUUUGAGGUGACUAAGAUGUUCUUCAAAAGAUAAAACUAACUUGACUUAACUAAGCAACAAAAUCAUUGACUAGCAAUGUGCACAUGCAUGAAUUUGAAUACCCAGUGAUGUGCCUUAUAGACAGCAUUCUCUGAGUGAAAAGUGUGCAGAGGCUAAUGUGGACCCUGCAACUGAAAAGGAAACAUCACUCUGUGUCAAAGUUCACCUCCAUACAUCCGUUUUCUGCAGCUUAUCCAGAAUGUUCACAGUGACUGCAGGUUUAACAGGACAGUUGAGAUGUUUGUUCCGCCCACCCCCUCCAGGUUUUGUGCGGUUGCACCACCACACAAAUAAGGUGUGUUUUGAUUAAACGGUCAGAAAUGUAAUGUUGUCCUGUGUUUGAAAUAUUUCCCAGUUUUUAACGCGAACCAGCAAUGUUUUGUGUUGCAGCAUACAUUCAGAAGUAAAUCUGAUAACCACAAAAUAUUUGUACGGUUGCACCACCAAAGAGGUGUGUUGAGAUAAAAAAGCUAAAAAUUAAAUGUUGUCGUGUGUGCUGUGACAUUCUCCUUUUUUUCUGUGAACCUGCAAUGUCUUAUACUGUAGCAUACAAUCAGAGGUAAAUCUGAUUGCCAAAAAUUUUAGACAUGCAAUUUUUCUUGUUUAUGCAAUAUUAUCAUUUUUUGAAAUGAAAACCAGAAAUACUGGUUCUCCUGUUUGACAGCAUACCACUAAAAACAAAGUGGAUCUAAUUCAUGCCCAAAAACAUUUUUGCUGUUAAUUUCUUCAAAAAGUUAGCAUUUUAUUUGACUUUUUUCCCUAUUUAUGGUAUAUGUUUGUAUUUUGGUACUUUUACCAUGAUGCGACAUCUAUACCAUUAGGUAGACGCCUAUAAUCAUAAUACUUUGGCGUCUGUUUUUUGGGGAUUUUUGUUAUUAAGAAAAAUAAUUUUCCAUUGCCUUUUUCUUAGCGGGGUAGUUAAAGGGUUUAAAAAUUGGUUUAUUUCUUCCACCAAGAGGUGUUAUUUGUUCUCAGGUCUCUUGAAAACAAGAUCUUGAGGUGACUAAGAUGUUCUUCAAAAGAUAAAACUAACUUGACUUAACUAAGCAACAAAAUCAUUGACCAGCAAUGUGCACAUGCAUUAAUUUGAAUACCCAGUGAUGUGCCUUAUAGACAGCAUUCUCUGAGUGAAAGGUGUGCAGAGGCUAAUGUGGGCCCUGCAACUGAAAAGGAAACAUCACCCUGUGUCAAAGUUCACCUCCAUACAUCCAUUUUCUGCAGCUUAUCCAGAAUAAGCUGCAGAAAAGCUUAUCCCCCCUCCAGGUUUGUCCAUGUGAUCGUUGAAGUCUUCCAAGGGGGCUAUAGAAUCCCCCGUUGGUAUCCUUUCCAGGACCUCAUCCACAUACUCCAAUCAGCUGUUUGGUGUAUAUGCACUGACAAUAAUCAGAGCCCCAUUUAGAGCAACUUGUUGUUGCUUCAAGUAGUGAUGACCCUCUAAUUCUGUGAGGGGACCUCCAACAAAGUGGCACUCAGCCAGGAGCUUGUGGGUAUCCUCAUACCCACCCAGUGCCUCACACCCUGGGAAACUCCAGAAAAGGCUCCAGCCCAGAGACACGACGAGGAGCGGUAAGGCCUACGUAAAUGUAUACUGGUGUCAAGACAGCAAGAGGAGCUGUGUCUAUACAUCACAUUCUUCCAGACCUCAGGAGAACACGCUGAGUCAGCCCUCAUACUCGCAUAACCAAUGGCAGAUGCAAGCUUUCAGAGGGAGUUCCUGCAGGCCCACAAUGCCUACAGGGCACUGCACGGCUCACCACUGCUGACCCUCAGCAGCGAGCUGACUGCCUCAGCUCAGAAAUGGGCCGAUCAUUUGCUGGCUCUUGGCUUGAUGAAUCACAGUGACACAAAGGACGGAGAGAACAUCUUCACCAAAUUAAGCUCAGACACACUGACAGGGAAAGAAGCUGUAGAUGCGUGGUAUAGUGAGAUCAAGGACUACAACUGGAGCAGUCCUGGCUUCAAAAGCAAUAAUGGUCAUUUCACUCAGGUGGUGUGGAAGGACAGUACUGAACUGGGCGUGGGACUAGCUGCUGUUGGCACGAGGGCCUAUGUGGUCGGUCAGUACCGACCAGCUGGCAACAUGAACAUGCCAGGAUACUUUGAGAGCAACGUCCUCCCGAAAGGUGGCGGAGAGGCGGGUGGAACAGGCAUCAGCUCCAGCGGCAGGUCUGGAAAGAAAAGGACUAAAAUCUGCACACUGCUAUAGACGACCUGGCAUGACCAACACAACACUUCUUUUUUUUCUUUUUAUGACUAAAAUUUACUAAACAUUGUGUGCAUCAUUAACAGAAAUAAAAAUAUAUUGAUAUAAUA
Molecule: messenger RNA, 3032 nt
Organism: Scophthalmus maximus (turbot)
Lineage: Eukaryota; Metazoa; Chordata; Actinopteri; Pleuronectiformes; Scophthalmidae
Product: Golgi-associated plant pathogenesis-related protein 1
Exons: 7
Coding region: 2404-2925 (173 amino acids)
Cellular component (GO): extracellular region
Source: RefSeq, a predicted model, not a curated record